This is a messenger RNA of Leptosia nina, 762 nucleotides long. The record is from the annotation of a GenBank genome assembly. Lineage: Eukaryota; Metazoa; Arthropoda; Insecta; Lepidoptera; Pieridae.
AUGCAAUGGAGCAAAUCAUAUGGCCUGCAUCUAAAUCCAACAAAAACGCAAGUUCUUAUAUUUGGCACACCGAGUAUGCUAUCGCGGAUUGAUUGGACAAACUUGCAGUCAGUAUGCGUUGAUGGAGUUCCUCUCACAUACAGUAGUUGUGCGAAAAACCUAGGUAUCUAUAUAGACCAGACAUUGUCUUGGACAAAACAGAUUGAGGAAGUACGUAAGAAAGUGUUUGCUGCUGGUUCAUCUCUUCGCAGACUUUCCAAUUUCCUACCAGUACCAACGAAGCAAGUGCUAGCGCAGUCACUUCUUAUAUCAAUCCUAGAUUAUGCAGAUAUAUGUUACCUUGACAUCACUGAAGAACAACUAAAUAAAUUGGAACGUAUGCAAAAUUAUGCUAUUCGUUUUAUCUUUGGACUGAGAAAAUAUGAUCAUGUCUCUGAAUACCGUAAAAAACUCAAUUGGUUGACAAUACGAAAGAGGCGUGAUAUGCACGUUCUCUGUCUACUCUACCGAAUCCUUUUUGAUCACACCACUCCUUCUUACCUUAAAAAACGAUUUAUCUUCCUAGGUGCUUCUCACGAACUUGAUUUGAGAUCAAUUGAUAAUCUUCUUCUCUUUAUGCCUCUACAUACUACGAAAACGUAUUCUAACUCUUUUUCAGUUCAUGCUGUUAGACUCUGGAAUUCCCUACCUAUUAUGAUUAGAAAAGCGCAGUCACUAUCAAGCUUUAAAUACAAGUUAAAAAACCUUUUCCUUCAGGAUUAA